This is a messenger RNA of Babesia bigemina, 5445 nucleotides long. RefSeq lists its product as hypothetical. The coding region runs from base 1 to 5445 and encodes 1814 amino acids. Lineage: Eukaryota; Apicomplexa; Aconoidasida; Piroplasmida; Babesiidae. The transcript has a single exon. The record is from RefSeq and is a predicted model, not a curated record.
AUGCUUCUUGAAGAACAACUUAAACAGCAUAAUAACCUUAAUAAUCUUCUCUCUUCCCCCUCUCCCUCUGCUGACUCAGCCAAAUUGUCCUCCAAGUUGGAGGCUUUGAGGAAAGUGAAGGAGCUUUGUGAUUUUUUCACUAAUUCUGAAAAGCAUCCAAAUGAUCCUAAAAACCUCUUAGAUAACCUCUGCACUGGCCUCGAAACCUUCCUCGGCUUCAACCCUUCUUCCAAAGGCUACGACGGCUCUGGUAUUGUGUACUCUGACUUGGACAGGCUGUGUGACGCGGUGAUGGGAUUUUUGAGUGGUGUGCUUGGUGCGGUGAAAAACACUCAGACAUACAAUGUCGGUAAAAAUACAUUAAAUUCGGUAAGUAAUGAAAUUAAGCAAUAUCUUUGCUCAGGGCACGAGGGUUUUAAAACGCUUUUCACCAAGUUGCCUGAUCGCAUCGCGGAGUAUAACAGGGAAGUGCAGCGGUCUAACAAUAGAGUUAGAAGCAUUGUAACUACAAUGCAGAGCAAUAUGAAGAACCUGGAAACGGAGGUGAGUGCAAUAACUAUAGUUAAUGCUGUUGCAGGAAAAUCAAUACAAAUUGGGCAAGCGGAAUGGUUAGUCAAGCAGAAGUUGGCGGACUGUUGGAAAUAUGUUGAGACUUUUACCAGUAGUUUAGAUAUUAACACAAAUUCCAUUGAUGAUAGAAACGCGAUUAAUGACCUUAAUAGUAGCUUACGUGAAAAAAUCGAAAAUGUACGUGUGACGAUAGAGCAUGAGAAUAAGCGUCUCACUGAGCUGUCUAAAAAGGAAAGGGAGGAGUUAACGGCGACGAAAGAUUUCCUUAAUGAAGAGGUCGAGAAACUUAAGAAGCGUUUACAUACGACAAUUGAUAAGCAUAUGAAUGAACUGGUCGAGCAUUUGAAGAAAUUAGUGAGAGAUAUUCUCGUUCUGCUGGAGAGCCUUGGCAAAAAGUUUCGGGACUAUGUAGAAGCACUACGGCAAUGGAUUGAAAAAACAGAGAGAGUCAUGAAUGACGCUGAGAAGCAGAUUGAUAUAGUGUUGGGACACGCGAAUGGAACUGAGAGCAUAUAUGCGCAGCUAGUCAAAUCAACAGCUGAGCAAAUUGAGAAGGAAGCCGGAUUGCUACACUUGGAGUUUGAGAAUUUGAAAGACAAGUAUAUUGACGUAUAUGAGAAAGUGCAUGGAGCAGAAGGAGCGGCGAAAAAACUCGCAACGUUUCAUGAGACCGUUAAGCAGAGCGUUCAGAACAAAAAGUGGAGUGAUUUUCAAAAAGGUGCAAAUAGUGGGUGGGAUUUACAAGAAAUAGAUAAGUAUAAGCAGAAUCUUGAAGAGGCAAUUGAGGGAUGUGUUAAAAUAGAAUUGCCAAAUAAAAUCCGUGAUGCGCUUUUUAAUUUGACCAAUCCAAUUACCACGCAGAGUGGCAAACCGUGUUCACUCGCUGACAUAGUUAAGCAAAUAGGGACGUAUGCUUCAGGGUUUGAAAACAGAUUUAGAAUCGCCAUUGAGAACAUGGUUGGAGAAAUUGUUGAGAGUGAAGGUAUUAAGAAGUGGGUCGCAUUGUAUGUUAAAUCAAAUGUGGCUAGAGGGCAGUUGAGAGCAAAUGGGCCUCACUCUGAUGCGCAAAAUCUGAAUACUGCCAUAGCGAUUGUGAAAGAUAAAAUAACGAGUGAGAUGAAGAGUGUUGUUCAGCGUGUGGUAGUAAGCGAACAAGAUGUUAAAAGUAAUAUGGAAGCUGUACAACAGUGCCUUGUCACUUUGGCUACCACUGACGUGGCAGCUAUGGGUCCAAGAAUCAUACAGCAAAUAGAUCAGGAAGUUAAACAGAAAAUCAGGAUAGAUCCGUCUCACACCAAAACCUAUCUUACAUGGGCUGUCUCAACGGUCUUAGACCUACUUACAAAAGCUACCAAUAAAGCAGCUACGGAACUUGGUCAGUUUACACGGACGUCGCAAAUUGAGAAGUUGAGUGAUAGUAUAAGCGGUAUUCACGGACUGGCCCAGAAUCUUUCUAUGCAGAUUGCCCCGGGAAACGGUACGCUCGGCAGUCUUGGUCACCAUAUUUAUAAUUUGUUAAAAGAGAAAGUCAACGACAAUUCAAUAAAAAACUUUUUACGCGAUCUUAUCAAAGAGGCUGUAAGAAAAGGUGUGGAUAAAUUACAACAUGAAAUCCAGACGAACGUUAUUACCGGAAUUCUUAGUAAGAUCGACAACAAUCUCGAAUCGCUUGAAAAACAAGCGCAAGCGGCAAGAGCAGGCAUUGAAAGCCAAGCCAACAUCGUAAUCCGAAACCUCAAUGAGCUCUGCGGCGCCAUUAAACAAGCUGCUGAAUACAGCAAGCAGAAUUUGAAGAAAUUAAAAGACGAACGCUUCAAACAAUACACUAAUGGAGCUGGGAAUGCAAACGACAGCAUCAAAAAAAUCUUCACUGAACUUGGCGAUCUGCACAGCGAACUUGUAGCUAAGCCCAUACACAAGGUCAAGGAAUUCCUCCAAAAAGGAGCCAAACAAGCCGAAGAUUACUACGCUAGAUAUUUAAAACGAGAGUCGGAUAAAGAAGUCGAAAAAUUCAAAAACCUUAUAUACCUUCACGCCCAGAUGCAGUACGGUGCCGCAGUGAAGAGCUUUUUGCAGGCGUUUCAUAAAAAGGCAACGGAACAGCUACAACCUUUGCCGGACGAAAUCGAUAGGGACAGGUACAGAGGUUAUAAAGGUUUCAUGAGAUACUUCCAGGAGGGAAUUGUGAAUAAUCUUAAGAGUUACGAAAAAGUCGAAGUGCUGUCAUCUAACUUCCUUAGCUGCUUCAGCACCGUCACCACCUACGUCAACGACGAAAUUCAAAGAGAACAUAAGGAGAAUAACAAAAAGAAAAAUCCUGCACCUUCGGGCUCUGAAACCGUAAAUACUGAUAAACUCAAAAUGUUAUUCGAUUCACUGAGCGAUCUUCUCAAUCACAUUACCGAGAGGAAGCGGUACGAUUACAAGGUGCCACAAAAACUCGACGCACUUGAAUCAGCGACAUUAAAGCUGAAACCAGACGGCUAUGAUAAUCCGAAUACUGCAGUUUUAGAUAGCAUUGGUUCCGGACUUUUGCCGUUCAUUAGAGAACUGAAAAAGGUCUACAUAUCGGCCUAUGAUAGUGAGAAGUUUACCGGCGAUCUUCUUGACGCUAGGCACGAAAUCAGUCCCGAUAGAGAUGACUGGAUUGUUAAUCUAACUAGCUACGGUAAGCAGUGCUCGAAGGUUUUCCUAAGCGCACUAGAGAUUCUGAACUACGAUUUACAUCACUUGAAACAAGAAUGUAACAGUACAGAUGGCGCGUGUAGAGACACUCUUAUUUACGAAGGGGUUGGAGAUGAAAUCAACGAACUCGGUCGCCUCUUGAAGAAUUGCGGUUUUACCAUUCCUAGUAACGACGGUCGGAAGCAAGAUGGCGAAUUGAGAUGGUCUUCAAAAAUGAUCGGUGAAGAUAUAUUUAAGAAGCUCAUAACAGUAGUUCCCUCCGCAAAAGCAAAUUCGCAUCUUAAUUCUUGUAUAUCCGAAAAACCGAACAAUAAUGUCCUAGUUGUUAUUCAAUGUCUAAUGACUCACCUCAAAGAGUAUUACGCUGUCUGCCACUACGGUACUACCUUCUCCAAAAAACAUCCAUCAUCCGUUUAUGAUAUGCUACUUUGGCUUAGCGGUCUUCCUCAUAGUUCGGUGUAUCACGACCUUUCGUUCAACGGUUUUGGCGGCUUAUUUGCAAAGCCGGAGAAAGAGGAAGCCGAUGCUGACGAAAGCGGUCCGAUCCUUAAAUUGGAAGACGAUGAGAAGUUGGCGGCGUACCCGGAUUCCAUCACCGCUGUCCAAUUGCGAGAUACUCUGGCAGAUGUCUGCGCACAAUCGCACUCCGUUCUCACUGCCGUGCUAGGUCACGGCCACGCCGGCGGUAUUUACGCUGUUGAUUUCAACACCAAUACGGCAGGCCUCGUAUAUCCCGGUGACGCCGGUAAAUGUUUAGAUUUACUGGUGGACUCAUUGCAUAAAUUGCAUCAUCAAAUGUGCUUCCUCUAUGUACAGUGCGCACGUUCAUACAAGUCCACUAGUUGGCGUGAUUGCUACUACGGCAGGGACGUCGGCGGAUCAAGUUGGAUGUGCAACACAAAGCAAUGUCCUAACCAAACAUGUGACCAAAAGCGUAACCAAAUGGCUACCCAAAACACUAAGCAAACGUGUGAACAACAUCCUAGUUGCGGACUCAAAUCGCCACUUCAGUCAUUUUUGGAAGAUGGUCUUCCAGGUUUUAUGCCGCAUUCAUUCGACAAGGUUGGCUGUGGAACGAAGUGUUCUGUUAGUAACCACAGAGGAAUGCCGUGCAAGACCCCUAUGGGUUUUGGCGAUAUCAGCGUUAAGGCCUCUCAUACGCAGAAAGGUGAACAUCUCGGAGAUGUAUUGAGAGAUUUCUGCGUUAAUAAAUCCUCUCCCCUCAGCAGGCUCUGUUCUUACUUCAUAUGCAUAAUGCAGCGUACUCCGCAGACGCUUGACGAUAUGUUCUCGUUCUACUACAACUUCUUAAAUGGAUGGGAGGGUAGAAACUACAAACGUAGAGAGCACAGAGAGAACGCCUAUGCAAGCGCAGUUAAAGCAGCUAGAUUUGGGGAUGAGCAAGCGGAGUUAAUCGUGACGUCAAUAUUCAAAAGCAGUAAUCACUCGAAAGGUAAUCAUCUCAAAGGUGAUUUGUUCAGUCUGACAAACUGCGAUGAUGAGUCACAUACAACAACCACCUGCGGUCGUUAUAUGCAGCCUAUUGGCCAGAACACAUGGGUGGUGUUCUCCGAGAAGAACGCCGACAAAUAUCUUUCGUGGAUAGUGUAUAUCACCGAGACGUUCUAUCAGCUACUCAAAGCAUUGUACGAUGAAUGUUGCAAAAACUGUACGUCGCCCGGUUCCAAAUGCAACGGUAAGGUAUGUCCCAAAACAUGUCCUACAUUGCAGAAAGGUAAACAACCUGUCACUCAUAAAGACGAAUGUAAAUCCAUAGCCGAUUGCCCGUUCACUCGUCCCACAUUGGCGAGGUAUGGAUUCGUAUUUCAGAGUGCGUACAACCUAAGCGGUGCGAACGACGUACAAGGAAAGCGCACAUGUGCAGAUUUAUGCAACGCACUGAAACGUGUAGUCAGUGACGUGAAAGACGAGAAUGAUGUGCUUGCCAAGUUAGUCUAUGAAACAAUUCCAGAAUUCAUAUGGAAAAUCCGUGAACCCUUCUCCUACCUUGUCCUAGCCCUCUGGCUCCUCUCUCUGUUGUACCUCCUCCACAUCAUGGUCAUCCGCCUAGACCUGCUCCACAUCAAAUCGCAUCUACAUAGUCCAUCAUCGCAUCGUAUCGCUGCUCAAUCACUACUUGCUGCUGGACGUGUUAACAAACUGGGCAGGGUGUUUUAUCUGCAACCUUAG